GCACGAUGAUAACCAACUCCUCGUCUCGUCGCUAUAAAGAAAAACCGCCUCCGGGAGCCUCCACGAUCCAGUCGGUCGAUCGAGCACGGUCGGUGGAGCUAGCUAGCAGAGGCCAUUGAUCGACACCGCCGAAACCCUCCCUCUCGUCGAUCUCGGCUCGCCGAUGGCAACAACCGCGACGACGGGCUCCGCUGCCGCCAACCGACGUUUCGCCGUGGCCUGCGGCGUGCUCAGCCGGUUCGUCAAGGCGGCCGGCCCAGCGCCGGUGCCGAUGCCGAUGUCGGCGUACGGCGCGGCGGCGCGCGCGGGGACCGAUCAGGGACCAGACGGCCCGCCGGCUGACGGGGCGCAGCAGCUGACGAUCUUCUACGGGGGGAGGGUGGUGGUGCUCGACGGCUGCGCGCCGGCCGGGGCCGCCGAGCUGAUCCAGUACGCCGCGGCGGCGGCGACCCCGCCUGCGGCCGCGCCGGCGACGGAGCUGGUGGACAUACCCAUCGCGAGGAAGGCGUCGCUGCAGCGGUUCCUCUCUAAGCGCAAGCACAGAUCCGUCACGGUCCUCGACGGUCCACCGUACAGUCGUCCGCAGGAGGCGGCGCCGCCGCCGCCGGCGAAGAAGCGCAAGACCGAAGCUUCUUCCUGGCUCGCCCUGGGUAGCUUAGGAGACAUGCACGCGCACUGGUCCAUCGCCUAAACAUGCGUGACAACAUACAUCACAGCUUCCCUGCUGGCGGUGACAAGUGAAGUGGAUUUUUUUUUUUCGGUUGUGUGUGAGUAGGAUGUUAUUUACCAACUACUGAUAUUGCCGAAAUUUAAUUCGGAUAACGGGUGCAUAUGCUCUGUCCAUCUAAAAAGUAUAUUUCUAAGUAUCAAAAAAAUUCGCACGUAUACAUACAAUUUCUUCAAAUGACUAUAUUUUUUGCGGUC
Molecule: messenger RNA, 924 nt
Organism: Lolium perenne
Lineage: Eukaryota; Viridiplantae; Streptophyta; Magnoliopsida; Poales; Poaceae
Product: protein TIFY 11a
Biological process (GO): response to wounding; regulation of jasmonic acid mediated signaling pathway; regulation of defense response
Cellular component (GO): nucleus
Source: RefSeq, a predicted model, not a curated record